AUGGACGCCAUUUUCGGCAACAUAGUCUUGGAUAGACUGCUUUCACAGCCAUUGGUAUUUGGCCUAGGAGUCGUCGGUGUUGUGCUUGUUGUCCUGAGCAUCAGUGUUCGUGGUCUUCAGCGGAGGUACGCCUUCUGUAACGACCAGACCAAACUCAUCAAAGAGCUCAAGAUCACUGAUCUUCGUCUCAAACUGCUACAAAGUGCACACAUCUCGCAGCAGGGUCGAGCCUUAGCAGGCACCGAACCGUACCUCAUCACCUGUGGAAAAUAUCAGGAACUGGUCAUUAGUCAACCAGCACACGUUCACGACUUCUACCGCAGCGACUACAGAGUUCAUGGAAAACCGCUCAACUUCAAUUUUGGCGGCUUGUUCGGCCGAUUUAUGGGGACAGCCGUAGGACUUCGAUACGGCGAUGAGUGGCGAAAGAUCCGCCUGCAUUUCGAUCCCCCGUUCAAGUUUCACGAAGCACUCUAUUGGCAGUUGCUCGAGCUCAGCCACUUGCACGAUCAAGCUGUCCAUGGAAUUCUGAUCUUCCGCAAAUCUGUGGACAAGUUCCUGUCGGAGUGGCGGGGUCUCAAUCGAGCCGUCAUUCACAACGCUCGGGGUGGCAAGUGGGAAUGCCCGGUUGAAGAAAUCGCUCGCGGCUUCGAUCCGUCGAAGGAUAUGACGGAGGAAGAUUUCCUGUCAACACUUGGCGAGGUGCUUUUUGCCAACGUCGAUGUCAGCGCCUCCGUCUUGAGCACGACCAUAACAAACCUCGCCGCGAACCCGUCAAUCCAGACUGAACUUCGAUCUGAGAUCAGUAAAUGGAAGUCACAAGACGAGGGAGGUUUCUCCAAGUACCUGACCAACAGCGGCACCCUCCUGCACCGGGUCACCAUGGAAAGCAUGCGACUGAGCCCGGCGUUUUGGUUCUCCAUGCCCGAAUCCACAGGCGAAGCCAAACAGAUCGGCGGAUACCACGUCCCGGCCAACACAACCGUCAUCAUCGACAAUCGACGCCUCAACGAAGAAGCCGUGACCUGGGGAGACGAUGGCGCACAAUAUCGCCCGGAUCGGUUCCUGGAAGUGGCCCCUCAAGCGUUGCGAUGCGGCUUUAUGCGCUAUGGCACGAGCGCGGCUUCGGGUCGCUGCUUGGGCAAACAUCUCGCAGAUCUGAUUUUCAAGUUGACGACCGUGGCUGUUGUCGAGCGUUUUCGGUUGGAGAGUCUGGCUGUCGGCGAGAAGCAGCUAGGAUUUCAGAAUCGGGAUGCUGCUGAUGUACGGUUGAUCAAAAUCUGA
Messenger RNA from Aspergillus novofumigatus IBT 16806, 1284 nucleotides. Its product is annotated as putative monooxygenase. The coding region runs from base 1 to 1284 and encodes 427 amino acids. The transcript is spliced from 9 exons. The record is from RefSeq and is a predicted model, not a curated record. Gene Ontology annotation, molecular function: oxidoreductase activity, acting on paired donors, with incorporation or reduction of molecular oxygen; heme binding; iron ion binding. Lineage: Eukaryota; Fungi; Ascomycota; Eurotiomycetes; Eurotiales; Aspergillaceae.